Molecule: messenger RNA, 2821 nt
Organism: Ornithorhynchus anatinus (platypus)
Lineage: Eukaryota; Metazoa; Chordata; Mammalia; Monotremata; Ornithorhynchidae
Gene: IL18RAP
Product: interleukin 18 receptor accessory protein
Exons: 11
Coding region: 542-2347 (601 amino acids)
Biological process (GO): interleukin-18-mediated signaling pathway
Molecular function (GO): interleukin-18 receptor activity
Source: RefSeq, a predicted model, not a curated record
UAGUUUUCUUGAUUUUUUUGCAAAUGGCCAAAUAUUUUCACACCACUAUUUUACAGCUCUCCUGAAAUAAAUUGUCACUAAAAUGUACAGUCACACAUUACACACAAAUGUUCUUUCUCUCUCUCUUUCUCUCUCUCUCUCUCCCUCUAUCUCUCUCUCUCUCUCCCUCUCUCUCUCUCUCUCUCUCUCUCUUUCUCUCUCUUUUUCCCCCUUCACAGUGUUGGUCAUUAUUUUCUUACUGAUGACUUCUGACUCCUGAAUGGCUGCUGUAAAGAAUCAAGGUGAAUAUAUGAUUGAUAAAAGGAUUACAUCACUUUGAAAAUUUACUUUUUCAGAUAUCUCUCACCAAUUAUACCAUCUUGCAAGAGUUGAAGAAGGCAGGGAAGUUCCUUGUACUUUUUGCAUGUCCUUCUACAGGAAGUCAAGCAAUGACAAGGACUCUGACUGUGAAGGUACCGCCUUCUCCCCUGCACAGUUUCCCGGAGCCCCACCGGCAAACGACACAUAUUAUCUGAGGCAAUGAGACCCGAAGGAGGAGACGAUGUUCUGUGGAGGCUGGAUCCUUUUCUUCCUGGCCACAGGGGCAGGCACUGAAAAGCUGGAUUGGGCAGACUGCCCCCAUGAUGGUCCUGCUUGGAGAUACCGUGCUAUGGCCGAGGAGAAAUUUUACCUGUUCUGUGCUGAACCACCCCACGGUCAAAGUCCUCUCUUACACAAGGAUGUCCCGGCCCUGAGACAGGGCAUGUGCCAUGAAAAAAAAUGCAACCACUCUGCAGUGCGAUGGUUCCAACAACUCCAGAAUAGUAAAGAUCCCCAAGACAUUAGCGGCAUGAAGGGCCCUGACAUCAAACAGGAGAGGAAUGCACUUUGCUUCCGUGCAGUAAAGAGUGAAGAUGCUGGACUGUACUUCUGUACAAUCAGGUCUCCUGCAGGACGAUCCAGUUGCGUCAAGAUGAUCUUAGAUGUUCAGCCAAAGUCAAAGUCACCCUGUUGGGGCUCUGGACCAAACCUGGUAGACUUCCUCAUUGGGAGCCAAAAUUCAAUUUCUUGCCCCGGUUUCCAUUGCCAGCAUGAUUCACUCAAGUCAGCCGUGAAGUGGUACAGGAUUGAAAAGCCUUUUUCUCUUCCCAUUGAGAACAGUAGAGUCCAUUUGAAAGAAACCUAUAAAGAUCACCGUGGAACCUAUGUGUGUGAUUAUGUCCAGUCUAAUAACAGCAGUUGGUGGACGGUGAGGUCUGUUGUUCAAGUGAGGACUGUUGUGGCGUUUACUGAAAUGAAACCAGACAUUUUGGAGCCCAUAGAGAAGACCCUGGAAGUAGAACUAGGAAAGCCUUUUGCCAUCAACUGCACUGUCCGUUUUGGAUUUCAAAACUCUUCUCUCCCCCCCCAGCUGGUAGAAUGGUACGCGGAUGACAAGGAACCACUUCUGCAAAAAGAAACUUGUAAACUUACAAGCACAGAGGAGCUCAAAAUCUGCAAAGAGGUCAGACUAAUAAAAGUAACUCCAAAAGAUCUUCACAGAACGUUCCGUUGUUUUGCUCAGAAUGCUAACGGGAAAGUUGUCCAAGUCAUCCAACUGAAAAAAAAAUUGCCCAGAAAAAAAGGAGGGACUUUGACCUACGUGUUAUGUGGCACCAUCACCAUGCUUCUUGCAGUCCUGGUGGCAAGUGCUCUCAUCUGCUUGUACUGGAUCGAAAUCAUCCUGCUAUACCGGCGCUGUUGGGCCAAGGAUGAAACGCUGUGGGAUAGGAAAGAGUUUGAUGCCUUCGUGUCAUAUGCUAAGUCAGAUUCUUCUGAAAGCUCGGACUCUCUGCCUCUCAGUGAAGAAAGCUUUGCACUAGAUUUUCUCCCCAGUGUGCUGGAAAACAAGUAUGGCUACAAACUGUGUUUGUUUGAAAGAGAUAUGCUUCCUGGAGGAGCCUACACCGAUGACAUUGUGACUGUAAUUAAACAGAGCAGGAGGGGAAUCUUCAUCCUGAGCCCCAACUACUUCAGUGGACCCAGCAUCUUUGAGCUGCAAGCUGCAGUAAAUUGUGCUUUAGGAGAUGAAACACUAAAGCUUAUUUUAAUUAAAUUUCAUCCCUUCAAAGAGCCAGCUCACUUACCUCACCUGGUGAAGAAAGCCCUCAGUGUUUUACCCAUGAUUCCCUGGAAAGGUUUGAAAUCUGCUUCCGCCAACUCCAGGUUUUGGAGUUCAGUACGCUACCAUAUGCCAGUGAAAAACUCGAGGAGACUAAGGAGCACAGAGCUGAAGAUUUUUCCAAGAAAGGAUUCACAUGAGGAGAAACCCUUGAAAGAAACUCAUGGUACCGAUAAGGGAGACAAGGAAGGAACUCAAAGAUCAUAAGCUGUCUGUGGACAGGGAACUUGUCUGCCAACUCUUGCACUGUAGGCUACUAAGUGUUUAUUUCAGUGCUCUGCACUCAGUAAGCACACACUAUAUACCACUGGUUGAUUGAACUCAAACGGAGUUUCUCACCAUUCUAGAUGAUGCUGCAAUGAUGUCAAUCAGUCAGCCAAUAUUUAUGCUGUUGUUGUCAGAAGAACAUCAACAAGAUGAAAGGAAUAAUUUUAACACUUAGGUUUCUUGUACCAUCCAAGAUGAGGAGGCUGUAGUUACCAUUCAUGUAACUACAUUAAUGUCAAGGGUAAUGCAUUCUUCAAUCAUUGUCAAUUUAUAUGUUUUUCACCAUAAAGUGAUUUGUGACUCCACUGCUUUUUAAUUUACCACUUCCUGAAUAUCAUGCAACAGUGUUCUAUGCCUAUAUACUGAUCAUCAUGACUGAUAGAGGAUAAAUGAAAUAUUUCUUCUGGAAACUUU